AUGGAUGCUGAAAUUGAGGCUGAAUUAAAGAAGAUGCAGGCUGAAAUGGAUGAAAUGAACAAAAAAGCCCAAAAUCUCAAGAAAAAAGACGACACACCAGAAAUCCAACUUGUUGAUGGUGAAAGAUUAUUCGUUCAGGCUCCAAAUGAGAAAGAAAAGCGUACAGGACGUGUUGUUACAUAUAAUACAAGAGUUGUUGAUUAUCCAUUACCUCCAGGCUGGGAAAAAACUGAUAAACCAAUCCCAACAACGCUCACAACAAUUCAAUUGGACGGCACAGGAACUGUUUGCACAGCAAACUUUCAGAAACGCGAAUAA
Messenger RNA from Trichomonas vaginalis G3, 318 nucleotides. RefSeq lists its product as uncharacterized. Lineage: Eukaryota; Parabasalia; Trichomonadida; Trichomonadidae. The record is from RefSeq and is a predicted model, not a curated record. The transcript has a single exon. The coding region runs from base 1 to 318 and encodes 105 amino acids.